Molecule: messenger RNA, 5725 nt
Organism: Acipenser ruthenus (sterlet)
Lineage: Eukaryota; Metazoa; Chordata; Actinopteri; Acipenseriformes; Acipenseridae
Product: transforming growth factor beta activator LRRC32-like
Exons: 3
Coding region: 313-2334 (673 amino acids)
Cellular component (GO): plasma membrane
Molecular function (GO): protein binding
Source: RefSeq, a predicted model, not a curated record
GGCCCUGUCUAUUCAGUGCAUGCAGAAUACUAUCCGUUCUGAAAACCCAACCCGAAACUGGGGAUCUAACAAGUGAACCAUUCCUUAUUAAAUCACUAUCAGUAAUGAUAAGACCCGCUGCUUGAGCAAGUCAUCGUGGAUGAGUAGUUCUGAGCUGCAGCGAUGAGAAAGUCCACAUUUCAAAUGACUGGGAGGGAGAAUUCUGCUCAUGCAUAUAUACAGUCCCAUGAAUGUGCCUGAAACUUUCACUUAGGAGUCUGGAAAAUAAGCAGCACUGGCACUCUCAACACUACUCCUCUGGAAAGCAGCGCGAUGGCCGUGUAUCUCCUGUUGCUCUUGAUGGCUGUCAGUGAAGUGGAAGCUACAUUCCGUCCUCGGCAGCUCUCCCCAUGCAGAGUGGUAGAAAUGGAUGUUUAUUGCAACAAUAUGAACCUGAAGCAGAUUCCUUUAGAGCUCCCUCCUGGUUUCCACAAACUAGACUUGUCUGAAAACCUCCUCCAGAACAUAACUCUGGAGCUCCUGCCCUUCAAAGACUCUGUGCAGCAGCUAGACCUGCAUUCCAACAAGAUCCAGUUCAUACAGCCAGGCCUUUUCCAGCAUAUGGACAACCUUGAGGUCCUCGACAUCUCCAGGAACUUCUUAGAUGUGUUUGCACAAACCAAAACUGAGAUUGGGCCGUUGCCCAGCAUUAAGACCCUAGACCUCUCAGGAAACAACCUCUACACUGGCAUGACUGUCUACUUCCUGCACGAUGCGCCGGCACUGAGGAACCUCUCUUUAAGUGGGAACAGCAUCACCAAAAUAGAGGCCGACACCUUCUCGGGCUCGCUGGCUCUCAGCAGCAUUGACCUCCACAACAACGUGGUCCUGGAAAUAGAAGACGGGGCCUUUGAGUCUCUGCAGAACCUGUCCGAACUCAACCUGUCUAUGAAUUCAAUAACCUGCAUCACUGAUUUCAACCUUUCUCAACUAAAGCUGCUGAACCUCAGCAAAAACAGCAUUGAGUCUUUCCAUACAGCAGAGUUAGACAAGGAGUAUGAUCUCUUAUACCUCGAUCUUAGUGAAAAUAAACUGCUAUACUUCCCAGAGCUCCCGAAGAGGAACAGACUGAUGUAUCUGGACUUGUCCCGAAACAUCAUACAAGGUGUUAUCACAGGAGCAGAUGAAAAUGACUACAUUUCAUAUGGUUGGUUCAAAGCAACGAACCAGCCCUUGAACAGGACUCUCUUGGACAAUGGCGUUCCCUUUACCAACCUCUCAAGUCUUCUGUAUUUAGACAUGAGUUACAAUGAGAUCAAAAGCAUCCCAGUGGAGUUCUUCAGCAGCAUGGGCUCACUGGAGUUCCUCAACCUGAGCAAUAACUGCCUUGAGAGCUUCACAAGCUCCAGCUCCAGCUCCUUAAAUUCCCUGGACACCCUGGAUCUGAACUUCAACGCGCUGCGGAAUCUGUCGUUUGCAGAGAACACGCUCAGGGCUCUGAAGCAGCUCUACCUGAAAGGUAACAAUCUCCAGAUUUUAGCACCAGAUACUUUCACCAACCUUCACAGCAUCAAAGUCAUAGACCUCCAAGAAAACCACAUGAGCGUGUGCGGGUGGUACCCCCGACUUUCCAACUGGGGCUCCACGGUACAGGAAACCGACUGCGUCUCUUUCAUUGGGAUUCCAACACUUCGUUACUUAUACCUGUCCAGUAACGCUAUCCGAUCUCUUCCCCAGUACGCCUUCAGACAGACCCCUCUUCUGCUGUUGGAUCUAUCCAAGAAUCCAGGAAUAGAAGUGAACAGCAAGGCCUUUUCUGGGCUGGAAUCGUCCUUAAUGUUCUUAUCCCUCAAUGGAAAUAACCUCCCAGCGCUGAACCCGGACCUGUCGCUUCUUACCAGCCUUAAAAACUUAAAUCUGUCUGGAAAUCUGUUAACCGGGCUGCCUCCUUGGAGUAAGGACUCCUCCUUGGAGGUUCUGGACCUGCAGAAUAAUGUCCUGAUCAGCUUGCAGUACAACGUAGUGCUAGUCUUAGAAAAAACCCUAAAGACCUUAUACCUCGCAGGGAACCGUCUAAGCUGCUGCAGCAACCCACGCUUCCUGCACAUGGUCCAGAAGUCAGUGAUUGACAUCCCUGAUAUAGACUCUGUAACAUGCCAGUAUGUGAAGAAUUCUGAGUACACAGAGAUCAGCAUCCUCAGAGUCGCGCAGGACGAAUGUGACCAGCAGGAUGUUAGAAGUAUAAGCAUCAUCAUUACAAUUACUACAGCCCUGGCACUGGCUGUGGUGCUCGUCGUGCUUUCAAAAUACUGCCAUCAGCGGAGACUGAGGCCAGAGGGCAGCUAUAAGGCCUAGAGGAAGUGAACGUUCUCAGUUGAUGUUCAUUAGCUAACAGCCUCUUUAAAAAGCCGUGGUUUCUUUGAAAGCAUGCUGACGGUUGUGAAAGUUAAAAAACUGGCGUCCAAACACGAACUGAGACUCAGUUUUGUUUUAACUUUUAUUCAGAAUAACAUUAGUGAAAGAAUGCUGUGUGUGCGAGCGUUUGGGCUUGUGUUGUCAAUAUUUAAAAUGUAUUCCCUGUAAUGUUGUUGCGAUUAGUGGUUACAGCUGAUUAAAUGCAUAGUUACAGCGAUGCAGCAUUUCACAGUAACACACCAUAACAGAGAAACUAGGGUAACACUUUACAUGAAGUGUCUCCAAUUACUGUGUAUUUACAGAGCAGUUACUUAGUAAAGGUAUGUGUACUUACACAUCAUUACAAUGUUAUAAUGCAUAGUUACAAUGUACUUAAUGUGUAGAUCUUUUUGCAGAGUAUAUGUAAGCACACAGUUGUAUCAGAAAAGGGUUAGAGGUAGGGUUAGGAGGGUUAGGGUUAGGGUUAGGAGGGUUAGGAGGGUUUGGGUUAAAUUGUGCAAAAAGAUUUACACAAUAAGUACAUUGUAACAAUGCCUGAUACCAUUGUAAUGAUGUGAAAGUUGAGAUGUAUUUACUAAGUAACUAUUCUGUAAAUACACAGUAUUAGAGACACUUCAUGUACAGUGUUUCUUUAACUAGUAGGCUACAUGUUUGGGAAGUAUUUCACAAGUUUCUUUUAGCAUUUCUACAUGUCUUGAGACUGUUUUAAGCGCAUGGAUGACAGUUUUUGUUGCUGUAGAUUUUACAGCAUGUGUUCUAUGCAAUGAAAUUUUGAUAAGGCUUCAUUUUAAGUUCAUACCAACGUUAUUGCCUCGUAACUAUUUAGUACAGACAACUGUAUAAAUACAAUGGUCUGUACACAUGAAUUAAUGAUGCAUUCAAGCCUAUUCAGAUUGAUGCUGAACUCACACAGCCUCAUCAUGAUCAUUACAUUGUUAUUAACGGCACUUAAACUGAAGCAAUAAUACAAUAUGAUGAAAAGAGAAGGCUCGAUUUCUUUUAACCAAAAAGACUGAACUUGACAUUUUUACCAAAUGAUGAUAUAAAACAUGUGUGUAUUGUGUCAGGUAUUGUGAAGACGCAUGUAUUUUUUAUCAAAGGCCAGUUGAAGACGUUGUUGCAGAAUUAUUAACUGGGGUUACAUGAACAUUGUGGGCAUAGCGAUUUGUCUUGUAAAUAAGUGUGUGUGUGUGUGUGUGUGUGCAUGUGUGUGCGUGCAUGUGUGUGUGCGUGUGUGUGUGUGUGCGUGCAUGUGUGUGUGCGUGUGUGUGUGUGUGUGUGUGUGUGCAUGUGUGUGCGUGCAUGUGUGUGUGCGUGUGUGUGUGUGUGCGUGCAUGUGUGUGUGCGUGUGUGUGUGUGUGUGUGUGUGUGCAUGUGUGUGCGUGCAUGUGUGUGUGUGCGUGUGUGUGUGUGUGCGUGUGUGUGUGUGUGUGUGUGCGUGCAUGUGUGUGCGUGUGUGUGCGUGUGUGUGUGUGUGUGCGUGCAUGUGUGUGCGUGCAUGUGUGUGCGUGUGUGUGCGUGUGUGUGUGUGUGUGUGCGUGCAUGUGUGUGCGUGCAUGUGUGUGCGUGUGUGUGUGUGUGUGCGUGCAUGUGUGUGCAUGCCUGUGUCAGUCAGAGAGCAUUUAAUUCCAUUGCAUUUAUUUGCAUUACUCAAUGUUAUCUAAGAAUAGCACUGCAUACCAAUAGCUUUGUUAGAGGAUUAUAUUUAACAGUAUUGAACUAAGUUUUGCUGCUUUUCUUUUCAAUUAAGUAUUAUAAUAAUAUGGGCCCUUCUGUAAAGGAAUGGGUCACCAAAAGCAAACUGUGAGAUGUUUGGUGUGCAAGUUCUAACCCCUCAGUCACAGUGUGCACGAUUGCACUGUGUGCGCGAUUGCACAGUGUGCACGAUUGCACUGUGUGCGCGAUUGCACUGUGUGCGCGAUUGCACAGUGUGCGCGAUUGCACAGUGCGCGCGAUUGCACUGUGCGCGCGAUUGCACUGUGCGCGCGAUUGCACUGUGCGCGCGAUUGCACUGUGCGCGCGAUUGCACUGUGCGCGCGAUUGCACAGUGUGCACGAUUGCACAGUGUUAAGUUUCCUAUCUAGGUAUCGAUUUGAUAAUGCGUCAUGGUUUUCUUUUUUUUUUUUUAACUUCUUGAACUCCAUAGAGUUCACACCAACUGUUUUAGAAUUUCUACAAAUGAAACUAAAACUCUGUGACCGAAGGGGAUAUUCACUGCAUCUGUUUCUAUCAAGUUUAAAGGCUGAUUUGAGACAAUCAUGAUGAUUUUUACCGGGUUAGCUGAUGGCCCUCACAGCUCUGUCUAUCAGUACUUUGCUGCUUUUUCAUUCACGCUUCUCUUUCCUCUCAUUAGGAAGUAGUGACAGUAUUAUGCAUUUGUUGGCUGAGGACAAUUUAGGAAAAUGUUGAAUUAAAUUUCAAAGAUGUCUUCUUGUGUUUUCUUGAGGGAGGAAAGGAGCAAUGGACUUUGAAUGUUACAUACAUUAAAUUGUAUAUUAUACUGUGCUUAUAUCGUACAUGAAGCUUUUAUGUUGUUUAAUAAUUCCAUCACAAAACCCACAAGGCCGCACCCACAUUCAACGCCUUUGCUUUUUGAAAAAGUGAUUUUCAGUUAUAUGUCAUUUCAGAGUAUUAAAAAUUAUGAAGGAUUUUGUAACAUAAAACACUACAGGCCAAAGAGGUUAUGAUGUGGAUAUACAGAGCAACAGAAGCGUUUGAAAUGAAUGUAUCAAAGUUAUGGAGUUUUUUUAAACAGAUAUUUAUAUGUUUUGUCUCCUAUUUGUAUGUAAAAAUAAAUGAUCUUUAAAAGUACUUUUUUUUCUCUUCAUCAUUAUAUUUAAACAUUAGCGAUUCAAGUCACAACUGAAUCACAAACGAAAAUAACCAGAAUUACCAGCACGACUCAGGACUGACAUUCCCCAGAAUUACCAGCAUGACUCAGGACUGACAUUCCUUCUGAAUUUAAGCAAGCCAACCUCCUUGUUUUCUUCUACCCUAUAAUCCAUUCUUUUGGAAGAUUCUCUUCCGUAUUUACCUUUCACACCUGGGCGGGCUGAGAAUCGCGCACCAUUAAUGUAAUACCGAACAGGCUGUAGAGUCGACAAACAAAUAUAUUUUUCAACAAAAACUCAAAUACUAACAUAUGCGGCACAACUGGUAGAUACGGUGACUCACUGAGAACAUGAACAAAGAUAUUGUCAUGCCCAAAUCACAAGCUCCACCCGAGUACACCCUGGUACAGACAACCGGCUAAACUGCACAGACCGACACACUGACCAGCGGCAGCGAGGAGCGAGUCGGCUACAGAUCAACCACACCCAGCCAUCUCAUC